AUGAAUACAUCUGUACGUAUUAGAGAGAGAUGUAGACAAUUUUUAAAACGACAAACAACAGAAAUUUGUAAUGUAUGGUGCACAGCAGCGAUACAAGCACAUGAUCAAAAACAAACGGAACGUCUAGUUCGAGAUGGUUCUGCCGAUCUCCGUCACCUGAUUGAAGAUAUCAUCAAAAGUGGAAAAACUAUGACUAAGGAAAAAGCAAAACAAGAAUUCGAUAGUAUGUGGAACAAGAAGAUUCAAUCAAUUAAAAAUAAUAUCAAACCAGAAGAGAGAUUAAAAGAAGCUAUUAAAUUUGUUUAUGCAAAUUAUAAUAUUUUCGAGAAAGAAUCUUUACCAUCUCAUGAGGUCAUACUUAGUCACUUGGAAUUCAUUCAUGAAUUGAGUAAAAAACAAUAUUUGAAAGAUGUUAUCGUUUUAAUACAGAACUUUUUUGUAGACAACGUGUCUAAAUUACCGGACAGUGCGUUGGAGCGGUCUAGGCAAAAAUCGGAUGCCACUGUUGUGUACACAUGCUCAACUCUUCACAAUUUUAAAUAUUUAUAUAAAGAAACAUUGACCAAUUAUUAUACCGCAGGCACCAUGGAUCUACAAACUCCUCGGAAAACAAGUACCAAUCCAAUACCAUUACGAUUUGAUUUUAUAAAGAAUAUUCGUGAUACGAUCUUGAUACAAAUGACUAGCGAUCCAAAAUCCAAGUCGAACAUAUUAAAUAUUCCAGAGCUCUUUCAUAAAAUAAUGAACGGCACAAUAGCAAUAGUUGAUGGAAAUAACAGAAUUCGUCGACCAAUUGAAAUCGAUCUUAUACAAAAAAUUGUAGGAUUUAUUAACACAUAUAUCAAUGAAAUCAAUCUUGAAUUAGUUGUUUUUAAAUUCAUUAUUGAAUUACUUUAUUACUAUGUUGUACCCGACGCAGAAUGUGAUAAAGAAGGGGCAGAAAAUUUUACAGAUAAGAUUCGAAGUACGAUUCAAUGUAGUUUAAUGCGUGAUGGACAAAAAAUUAUAACACGCAUCGUUGAAACACAAAAAAAUUUAAAUCGAAAACACAUUCAAACAAUUUGUGAUGGAAAAUUAUUAGCUGUGGCAUCAGAUGAUAAAUGGUUACUCCGUUAUAUUGUUGCACCGAAUGAUAUUAUUGAAGAAGAAUUUAAAAUAUUAUGGACAGCAGUUGAAGCUAGAGUUAAUCAACAAUUAUCUAAUGAAAAAAAUCAAUGGAGAAAUAUUUUAGUUGAAUUUUUUAAUUGUAUUGAAUUUAUGAAAUCGUCACUCGCUCAUGAAGGCUCAUCUGUACAAUAUAUUGAUGAUAUGUUUGAAGCAUCAGGAGGAGCUGCAGUUGAUAAUUUAAAAAAUAAAGGACAAUGCAUGGUUUUAUUAUUAUUUACAUAUUUAUCUGGCAGCAAAAUCAAGGAAGGAACAUCUUAUACUGUAUUUGAUAAAACGUAUACAUUAAAACCAAAAGGCUUAAAGUUAUUUGAAAAACUACCAGAACAAAGUCUGCAGUUAGCUAAUUUAAUAAAAGAAAUGAGCGAUAGUGAUAAUUCUAAUAACAAUCGAAUGGUAUUAGCUUCGAUAAAAAAUUUGCACGUUUUUCUUCAAGGUAUUAUGGAUGUUCAACAUAAAAUUGAACAUGAUUAUGAUAAUACUCCAGCCACAUUUGCAGCAUUUGACAAAGAUCAAAUUUAUUAUAAAUUAUUAGACAAAGCGUCUGGUUGCACUUCGAAAUGUCCUUGUUGUGACAGACCUUGUGAUGUUGAUCAUAGUGCAAUAAAAUCCAAUCCAGGCGAUGAAAAUAAUCGUCAUGCUUGUCAAACUGGUCACCAAUUGCGGGCAAUGGCUGGAACUAAGUUUGAAAUCUCUAAUGAAGCGUCAUUAUUUCAAUGUGAACAAAUGGAAGAUGAUAAACCAAUUAUAGUUCGAGGUACAAAGAAAAAAUGGUCGGAAUUUAAGAACGAUCAUUCCGAUUGGGAUUUCGGUAAUUCAAUCACACCAGAUGAAUUAUGGAAAUUACAUGGUAAAUUUCUGAACGUUUGGAGUGCAAUUGGUCAACACUUAUGUAAAAGGUAUGGCAUGAAAUUUGUCACAAAGAACACUCCACAAGCUGCCCCAAAGCCAUUUCAUUAUAUAUUAUUACUUGAUGCAUCAGGUUCAAUGAGUGGACAGCCAUGGAAGAAUUUACUUGACGGUGUUAAAGAGUUUAUUAAUAUUCGUAUUGAUUCCAGUGUAGCAGAUCGUAUGACAAUUAUUGUAUUUGCUGAUAAUGCAAAGUAUGCUUAUUUUAAUACUGACAUAAAAACCAUCGAUGUGAACCAAAUACAAUUUACAUCUGGUAUGACCAAUUUUAGUAAUGCGUUUGAUUUGGUAGUCCAAACCGUGCAAAAGGCACAACCUCAAAACCCGAUGUCCAAUUCUAUUACAAAUUUAGAUUUUAUAAUUAUAUUUAUGAGUGAUGGACAAGCAGAGUGUCCUGAUAGACAACUACAAACACUAUUAACAAUGAAAACAAAAAUUUAUCAAUUUUGGACUGUUGCACUUGGAGAUACAGAGAUGGAUACUUUAGAAGAAAUCAAUCAAAAAAUGGGCGGUACUUUCAAAGAAUUGAAAGAUUCAGCUGAUCUCAUUCAGAUUUACGCAGAGAUCGCUCAAAAUUAA
Didymodactylos carnosus is the source of this 2652-nucleotide messenger RNA. NCBI's taxonomy places the organism in Eukaryota, Metazoa, Rotifera, Eurotatoria, Philodinida, Philodinidae. The record is from the annotation of a GenBank genome assembly.